UCAUAAAACACCUGUCGACAGAAACACCCCCGUGCAGCACGAUUCGUGAGCAAGCUACGACCGAAAUUUCAAGACUAAAAAGCAAGCAGAUUAAAGAGGGGUACUCUAUGAACAAAAUGGCGACCAUCAGAAAGAAGUUGGUGAUUGUAGGGGACGGGGCCUGCGGAAAGACGUGUCUUCUCAUCGUCUUCAGUAAGGACCACUUUCCGGAAGUCUACGUGCCCACCGUUUUCGAGAACUACGUGGCGGACAUAGAGGUGGACGGCAAAUGUGUUGAGCUAGCAUUAUGGGAUACCGCAGGCCAGGAAGACUACGAUCGACUCCGACCCCUGUCAUAUCCCGACACAGAUGUCAUUCUAAUGUGUUUCUCCAUCGAUAACCCCGACAGUUUAGAAAACAUCUCAGAGAAAUGGACACCAGAGGUCCGGCAUUUCUGCCCCAACGUUCCCGUCAUCCUAGUGGGCAACAAGAAGGACCUGCGCAACGACGAGGCCACGCGGCACGAGCUGGCCCGCAACAAGCAGGAGCCCGUCAAGACGGAGGAAGGCCGGCAGAUGAAGGACAAGAUCAACGCCUGCGCGUACCUGGAGUGCUCCGCUAAGACCAUGGACGGCGUGCGGGAGGUCUUCGACACAGCAACACGAGCCGCGCUCAUGACCAAGAAGCAAAGGCGACGAAGGUGUAGGAUCUUUUGAAAGUCGUCGCGCGCCUGAGGUAUUCCCUUCCAUGGACUCUGUAUGUAUGAAACAUCACGGUGAAAUUUGAUCAUGUGUGCUUCCAGGAAUUACAUGCGCUUGUACAAGUGUGGGUUCCUUACGUGUCCUUCCUGUAUGUUCAUGAGAAUCGGAACAGCGCCACCUGUUGUUCCUCAAUGGAGUCCAUUAGCUAGUCUAGUUCCCUGACCUCAUUGUCCUUUGGGCUUCAAAAAUGGGGACAGGUAACUAUCAGUUAACUAUAUGCAUGACGUGCGUAGGUGUGAAAGCCUUGUGAAUUCUAACAACAGUAAUGUUAAAAAAAAAGCAAUAGGCCUGGCCACGAAUGUGCAGUUUCGGAGGUAAUGAGCUUCGAUUUUUGCUGCAUUUGAAAUUAUCCUCUACUAGCCAUAUUUAAUAGAAAGUUAGGCAAAAUCUUAAUUUUUGAAACUUGCGAAGAAAAAUGAAAGCAACUUAAUUUAUAAUAAAUUCC
Molecule: messenger RNA, 1185 nt
Organism: Patiria miniata (bat star)
Lineage: Eukaryota; Metazoa; Echinodermata; Asteroidea; Valvatida; Asterinidae
Product: ras-like GTP-binding protein RHO
Exons: 4
Coding region: 108-695 (195 amino acids)
Biological process (GO): small GTPase-mediated signal transduction; cell migration
Molecular function (GO): GTPase activity; GTP binding
Source: RefSeq, a predicted model, not a curated record